Cladophialophora psammophila CBS 110553 is the source of this 1698-nucleotide messenger RNA. RefSeq lists its product as uncharacterized. Gene Ontology annotation, molecular function: CoA-ligase activity. The transcript is spliced from 4 exons. NCBI's taxonomy places the organism in Eukaryota, Fungi, Ascomycota, Eurotiomycetes, Chaetothyriales, Herpotrichiellaceae. Bases 1 to 1698 code for a protein of 565 amino acids. The record is from RefSeq and is a predicted model, not a curated record.
AUGCCUAUCUUCAGGUCGUUGCAGCCACCGAUUGAGAUGCCAUGGCAUCUGCCGGUAUGGACCUGGCUUUUCGAUUCUGAAUAUAGUCCGAUGCGACACCAUAAACCUGAAGAUAUCCAGGGCUUCACUAAUGCGGUGACCAAAGAGCAUCUCAGUUAUGUCGACCUUAGACAGCACACCACCCACCUCUCCACCGCCCUCGUGAAAAACUACGGCCUUCUCCAGGGCCAGACCGUUGCUCUCUUCUCCCCUAACACCGUAUGGUACCCGUGCGCCAUGUUCGGCAUUUUGCGCGCCGGGGGGGUCGUGAGCGGUGCCUCGCCCGCAUACAACAUCGAGGAAAUGACCUACGCGUUGAAAACCGCCGAGGCCAAGUUCCUAUUCACAGUACCGAGUUCCAUGGAGGUGGCUGCCGCGGCGGCCAAGAAUGCGGGAAUCCCACAGAGUAGGGUGUUUUUGUUAGAGGGUCAGAUGGAAGGAUUCACAACGAUGAAGGACUUGCUUGAGAUGGGCCGCUCACACGGAGACCGAGGACAGAUUGAACAGUUCCGCCUCCCCCCUGGCAAGAAGAACAAGGACGUCUGUGGUUUCCUCUCCUUCAGCUCCGGGACGACGGGCUUGCCGAAAGCCGUCAUGAUCGCGCACUCGAAUGUGAUCGCUCAAUGUCUUCAAAUCAAACAGAUCUCGCCAGCCACUUUACGUCGCAUUCUUGCGGUAUUGCCGCUCUUCCACAUCACGGGUUUGGUGCACCAAAUGCACCUGCCCAUCCUCCUCAACGCCAACGUCUACAUGCUGCCAGCAUUCACCAUGGACAGCAUGCUACAAACCGUCCAAGACUACAAACUCGAAGAAAUGCUCCUGGUCCCGCCGAUUCUCAUCCGCUUGGUGCGCGACGAAAAGACCCUGUCAAAGUACGAUCUUAGCUCUCUGCGCCGCUUCAGCUCGGGCGCCGCUCCUUUGAGCGCAGAGAUCCUGGAACUCCUCAAAAAACGAUUCCCCGGGACGGGAUUCAAACAGGGCUAUGGCAUGACCGAGUCAUGUUCGUGCAUUACUGCCCAUCCGCCCGAGAAAUAUGACUAUAAAUACGCCUUCCGGGUAGGCACGAUCGUCGCGUCCACGGAGGUGAAGAUCGUUGAUCCGGACACGGGAAGAGAAUGUGGGUUGAAUGAACCGGGAGAGAUAUGGGCGCGAGGCCCCCAGGUUGUCAUGGGCUAUCUUAACAAUCCGAAAGCCACGAGGGAGACGUUUGAUACGGAUGGGUUUUUGCAUACCGGCGACAUUGGCAGUAUCGAUGAAGAAGGGUUGAUUACAAUCACAGAUCGGUUGAAGGAGAUGAUCAAGGUAAAAGGAAUCGGUGUAGCCCCCGCCGAACUUGAAGAUCUUCUCCUCGGACAUGACGAUGUCGAAGAUGUCGCUGUGCUCGGAAUUGCGGAUGAUUACUCGGGCGAGCGCCCCAAAGCCUACAUCGUCCUCAAAGCAUCCAAGAGAUCUGGCGACCUGCAGGCAACAGGCAAAAAGCUCAUCAAAUACGUGCAGGACAAGAAGGUGCGGCAUAAAUGGGUAACCGAGAUCGAGUUCGUCGACGAGAUCCCAAAGAGCCCGAGCGGAAAGAUCCUCAGGAGAAUGUUACGGGACAUGGCCAAGAGCGGGAAGAAAGGUGUCGUCGUUAGAGACGAGAGAGAAAGAGCAAGGCUGUAA